GAGGUCUCCAUUAUGGCCUCCAUCAGGCAACUCCUCCGCACUCAGCCUCACCCCAAGGUCCAAACCAUAACCUGGACUCUUCUUUUUCCUCGCAUUCGGUUAGUAGCGGUCGUCCGGUGUUCAAGUGCCGAAGAUGGAGCAUCCACGGCCGUCAUGUCGCGAGCAUUUCCACGUCGCCAUCGUCUGCGCCCUGGCUCUCGAGUUCGAUGCCGCUUGGUCACAACUCGACGAGGUCUGGGACAACGAGCCCGGAGGCUCGGCAUUCGGCAAGUUACCCGGCGACACCAACAUAUACGUCAAUGGACGGAUCCGGCAACACAAUGUUGUGCUAGUCCUGCUAUCGAACGGGAUGGGCAAGGUCAACGCCGCCCACGUCACCAACAACCUCCGUUUCAGCUACCCCAACGUUCGCAUUACUUUGCUGGUCGGCAUCUGUGGCGGCGUGCCCAAGUCUGAGGAUGACGAAAUCCUCCUCGGUGACGUUGUCAUCAGCAGCUCCCUCGUCCAAUAUGAUUUUGGGAGACAGUAUCCGGAUGGCUUCCGCCGCAAGGGCAGCUUGAACAAACUUAACCCUGAGAUCCUGGGCAUUCUGGGCAUGCUCAAAACCAACCACAAGGAUCUGACGCGCAAGAGGGCCGUGUCAUCCUUGAGGGAGUUGCAACAACGGGAGCCAAAGUACGCGUUUCCCCGAGCAGCACAAGACAAAUUGUUCCAGCCCAAAUACCGCCACAAGCACCAGGGUUCGCCGGAUUGCGAGUGCCGGGAUCACGGCAACGAGCUUGACCCUGUCUGCGAAAAAGCCAUAGAAAGUACCUGUGAGGAGGUGGGCUGUGAGGACGGUUUCCUGGUCCAGAGAAGUCGGCUCGAGCAGCGUGUGGAAAACGCCGAUGGUACCGCCUUCGAUCCCGCCAUUCACGUCGGGGCCGUUGCCUCUGGGGACACAGUGAUGAAGUCUGCAACCAGGCGCGACAAAAUCGCCGAGAAGGAGGGCAUCAUAGCCUUUGAGAUGGAGGCGGCCGGCAUCUGGGAACACCAACCGUGCCUUGUUAUCAAAGGGGUUUGUGACUACGCAGACAGCCACAAGAACAAGAAGUUCCAGGACUACACGGCUGCAACCGCAGCCUCGGUGGCCAAGGCACUCCUAAUGCUGUACACGCCAGCAGAGAAGACGGGCCCCACGGCCAUCAAACUCUUCGCGCCAAAAUGGACCGUCCAGUUCCCCCAGGAUCCUGACUUUGUCGACCAAGCCGAGAUUUCCACCUGGCUAAAGGACAUGUUCAAUCUGCCAGGGGUCCGAGUCGCACUUCUAGGACUCGGGGGUAUCGGGAAGUCCCAGCUCGCCAUCCAGUUUGCCUACGCAGUCCGAGACAAAUCACACGUCUUUUGGGUCAACGCGACCACUAGAAGUACGCUGGAAGAAUCGUACCGCUCCAUAGCUCAGAAGCUGGGUUUAGAGCCCCCCGAUGACUCCUUGAAAAGUAUCAAUCGCUGCGUCAGCGACUGGCUUAGCGAUGAACGAAACGGCCGGUGGACGGUGGUGCUUGACAACUUCGACGACUCCUCCGUUCUUACCGACGACGACCCGCGUCUGACCAAGAUCCUGCCCGAGACGAGCAACGGGUUCACCCUGGUCACUUCCCGUACGCUAAUGGCGGCCGAAAAGCUGGUCGGAAACUCCAAGCAUAUUUACCAUGUCACGGCCAUGAGGGAGGAGGUGGCCAUGGAGCUGUUUCAGUCCAAGCUCAAGGAGCCCUGCGGAAAAGGGGAAGCCCAGGAAGUCGUCCGCCUCCUCGGCAACAUACCGCUAGCUAUUUCCCAGGCCGCCGCCUUCAUCAACCGUCCCAACUCCCAGGCGUCGGUGGGUGGAUAUGCAGAGAAGCUUCGGAGCACCGAUACGCAGAACAAGUUGCUCGAGUGGGAGCACGACGACGGCCGUCGCUACCAAGGCGCCUCGACUUCGGUCCUCGGCACCUGGACCGUCACAUUCAACCAGAUCCAGCGGGAGAGGUCGUCGGCGGCCCAUCUCUUGUCUCUGAUGAGCUUCUUCAGCCCCCAGUCUAUUCCCGGGUGGGCUCUGAAGAACUGGUACGAGUCUGACCCCUCGGAGCUUCCCUGUUUCACUAACAGGGAUGUUCUGCCCUCCUACGCAUCCGAUGUGCUCUCGUUUGUCAGUGCGGGCCGUAACUACCUCAACCGGCCACUCAAGGCGGACGAAAAGACUCACCAGCCCUGGGGUCGUUGGGCGGGAACCGACUUGGACAGGGGCGGAAACCUCCCUACCCAGUCCAAGAAGCCUCGGUUUUCGUCCAUUAGCAGGGCUUUGAAGAGUGACUGGUGGUCAUCCAAGUCCGGGAGCCGUAGUGUAGGCGAUACUGCUUCCACUUCUGCUGUCGGCCCUGGCGAAGAGUUCGAAAGAGAUCUCGAAACGCUGCUCGGAUACUCCCUAGUAAUGCCCACGGCAAGUGAGGGCGUGUUCAAGAUGCACCCCCUCGUCCGGGACUGCACUCAGACUUGGAUAUCACGGUCAGGGAAUAUCGGGGAGUGGAAAAAGCGGUUCUUAGUGGCCGCGUACGUCAAUAUCGACGCCUUCAAGGACAGGAACCGGUUACAGCAAGGCCUCGGCAUCCAUUUCGAUCCCCUCGCCGAAGAGCCAGAGGAUGCGCCGACGGCAAGGCUCUGGUUUGGCCUUGCCUGGUCCAUCCAUUGGACCUGGCAGGAGACCGGGAUCGACUCGACGCCGCUGGCGAACAAGAUGAUUGCUGUUGGGGAAAGGCUCCUGGGGCCGGCAGACAGGUUUACCCUCACCUCCAUGGAUCUCAAGGCGAGGUCGCUUGUGGCUGGGAGGGAAUACGGCACAGCAGAAGCCGUGUACAAGGACCUUCUUCAACGGGCAGAGACUGCCAAUCAGCAGAAUUCCUACGUCAUGCAGGAGUCGAGGCUGGCAUACGCCAGGAUGCUAACGUAUAUCGGUCGGCUCGAUGACUCGGAGCGGCUCGCCCGGGGCAUCGUCGAAGACCGGAUGCGAGUCCUCGGCCCGAAGAACGAUGACACCCUCUGGAGCCUGGGAAACCAUGCCUCGGCCUUGACGAAGAUGGGGAGGUUCGAGGAGGCCUGCGGCAUCGUCAAGGGUCUGCUACAGGAAGACUGGACGGACAGAGAGGAAUUCGUGCACGAAGUUACCAUGAACUGCAUCGCCGGGAUCGCGCUGUCCAUGUCAUCGCACGACCCGGCAAAAGAAGUAGAGCCCUUGUUGCGGGAAAUGGCCGACUUUGUCGAACGGGAUCCCAAGACAUGCACUUGGUUCCCGUACGUCAUCCAGGGACCCUUUCACCUCGCCCUUUCUCAGUGUCUCGAAAAGCAAGGAAAGAAAUACGAGGCUACGAAGGCGGGUAACAUUGGCAUAGAGCUCAUGGCCAACGUCAUUCCGAUGCCGAGCCUCCAGCCCCCUACCCUCCUAGCAAGCCUACUAGACGAAAUGGAUGAGAACGGGGAACGGAGGGAGACCCUACUACAGAGCGUCAUUGAGAACCUACGCAGCGAAAAUGCGACGCUAGACUACGCUUUCUGCUGGGGUAUGGUCAACAUCGGCCGCCGAUUGAGUAUGCAAGACCGGGACGACGAAGCACUCCAGCUCCUCGACGCCAUAUGUAACCACCUGGACGGCCAUAGCGCAUACGGCAGCGCCCACAAGGUGACUACUUUGGCACGUUUGUUUUCUAGACACUUCAAAGACACUUGGUCCGAGAAACGACGGAAUGCCAGGCGGGAGGAGAGCAGGAGUCAGAGCAUGUCUACAUGUAUGGACUCGAAUGCCGAGACCCUCAGAGACUUGACUCUGAACUGAGGGCCGUUUGUACUGUACAUGGGCGACGAGGGAACACAAGGUGCGCCCUUUGUUACUGAACCAACAGCGUAGGCACCAUGAAGAGCCAGCUAGCAAAGGUCAGAUAAUGGUGAGAACAAAGUCAUUGUCAGUCGAGUGGUUCUAUUCAGAAAGGGGAGGAAGGUCAAGUUACAUCUUGUCAUGAUUCAACAUAUAUACACCUUCAGUCCCUGUCAGUCUCCGCUGUUUCCACUCGCCAUCG
This is a messenger RNA of Chaetomium fimeti, 4085 nucleotides long. RefSeq lists its product as uncharacterized. The transcript has a single exon. The record is from RefSeq and is a predicted model, not a curated record. Gene Ontology annotation, biological process: nucleoside metabolic process. Gene Ontology annotation, molecular function: catalytic activity; ADP binding; protein binding. NCBI's taxonomy places the organism in Eukaryota, Fungi, Ascomycota, Sordariomycetes, Sordariales, Chaetomiaceae. Bases 134 to 3844 code for a protein of 1236 amino acids.